AUGUCCUCCUCCAACCUCCCCCCCGCGGACCCUAAGUCCAAGCCCAAGGCCAAGCCGCGCACACAGGUCUCAAAAAACCCGCAAAAGACGUCGUACUCCUCCAACCAUGUCCCCAUCCCCGAAGACUUCCUCUCUGGCCCUCCGCCCGCAGACGCGCCCCCCGUGACCCUCGAGAAGAUCGACUGGUCUGCGUCCCCACUCCCAGAGAACGAGAACUUGUACGCCGUGGUCCUCGACAACGUCCUCACGCCGGGGGAGUGUGCGCAGCUGAUCCGCAUGGCGGAGGACAGCGCGGCAGGCCGGGGCGAGGACGACGAGGAGGCGUGGCGGCCGGCGAUGGUGAACAUCGGGCAAGGAUGGGAGAUCCUCGAGCCCGAGUACCGGAACAGUGACCGCAUCAUCUGGGAUCAGCAGGAGAUCGUCGAACGGUUGUGGCAACGGUGCCGGCUCGCGCCAGGGCUGGAUGCGCAGCUGGCGGAGGUAGACGGGUCGCGCAACCCGGCCAAGGGGGAAGAGAAGAGGUGGGUGUUUGAUAAGUUCAACAAGCGGAUGAGGUUCUUGAAGUACCAAAAAGGGCAGUUUUUCAGACCGCACUGCGACGGUUCCUACAGCGAAAAGGGCGAGGACGGAACCGUCUACCGGACGCAUUAUACCGUCCAGCUCUACCUCAACGACUCAGUAGCCGGGGCGGGCGGGGGCGAGGGCGCGGCGGACCUCGUGGGCGGCGCAACGUCGUUCCUGUCGGGCGACGAGAAGAGGAGGGUUGACGUCGACCCGAGGGCCGGCAGGGUGCUCAUCUUCCAGCACAGCCGGCUGUAUCACUGCGGCGACGACGUCGUUCAGGGGACCAAGUACGCCAUGCGGACGGACAUCUUGUACCGCCUCGUAAUGGCGAAGAUUAAGACCAGCGAGGUUGCAGAGGGCGACGGCCAGUCUGGGAGCGGGUAA
This is a messenger RNA of Colletotrichum graminicola M1.001, 948 nucleotides long. RefSeq names its product oxidoreductase domain-containing protein. Lineage: Eukaryota; Fungi; Ascomycota; Sordariomycetes; Glomerellales; Glomerellaceae. Gene Ontology annotation, biological process: peptidyl-proline hydroxylation to 4-hydroxy-L-proline. Gene Ontology annotation, molecular function: iron ion binding; procollagen-proline 4-dioxygenase activity; L-ascorbic acid binding. Bases 1 to 948 code for a protein of 315 amino acids. Gene Ontology annotation, cellular component: endoplasmic reticulum. The record is from RefSeq and is a predicted model, not a curated record. The transcript has 2 exons.